Hermetia illucens (black soldier fly) is the source of this 1447-nucleotide messenger RNA. Its product is annotated as serine protease easter-like. The record is from RefSeq and is a predicted model, not a curated record. Gene Ontology annotation, molecular function: serine-type endopeptidase activity. NCBI's taxonomy places the organism in Eukaryota, Metazoa, Arthropoda, Insecta, Diptera, Stratiomyidae. The transcript has 4 exons. Gene Ontology annotation, biological process: proteolysis. Bases 179 to 1333 code for a protein of 384 amino acids.
GGAAGUAUCUGAUAGUUAGUAUGACGAUAAGCGCGGAAUAAGUCGGUUUGCAUACGCUCUUAACUCUGGUAGUUUGAAUUAUUGUUAGUAAGUGGUGCCAUCGUGAUCAGAACAGUAAACAGUGACCGGGUUCGCUAGAAGGUCGCGCUUUUUUCGCGGAAACGUUCGAAAUAGAGUCAUGGCUUCGUUUUUGUUGUAUUUUGUGGGUGUUCUUACAGUAAACCUAAUAUGUGCCCAGGAAAUUCUAUUUCCAACUGAAACUGCAGAACGAAUCGGUGCCUCAACUUGCACCACAGCCAAACGGGAGCCGGGUGAGUGUAUUCGUUUGGUGGAGUGCAAACCGAUGGUUGACUUAUUGCAAAAGACUCCACUGACUGCCAAUGAUCGAUCCUACUUACAACAGAGUCAAUGUGGCUACAGGGGAGGCGAUGUACUGAUUUGUUGCCCAUUUGCAACUGCCCAAACACGCGCUCCAGUUCCAAAUUCUGGUGACGGAGCGAACCUAUUGCCCGCACCAGGAACAUGCGGAGCAGGUGCUGCUGAUAGAAUUUACGGCGGAAACGUCACCAAAAUUGAUGAGUUCCCUUGGAUGGCUUUGUUGGAAUAUUCAAAACCGAAUAAUCGGAAGGGCUUCCACUGUGGCGGGGUUCUCAUCAACCAUCGCUACGUCCUUACUGCUUCCCAUUGCGUAAAUGGUAGAGGAAUUCCCGCUGAUUGGCGUUUGACUAGUGUCCGGUUGGGUGAAUGGGAUACAACCACCGAGCGCGAUUGCGAUGUCGAUGAUUGCAAUGAUCCACCAGUAGACGUGCCAAUUGAAGAGUAUAUUCCACACGAAAAUUACCAACCAAUUCCAAAGAAUCAAUACGACGAUAUUGCGUUGCUAAGGCUUUCCCGAAGUGUACCUUACACAGAUUGGGUGAAACCCGUUUGUUUACCGGUAGCGACCCAUUUACGAAGUGCAGUUUUUGAUGACAUCAGCUUAGAUGUUGCUGGUUGGGGUAAAACAGAGAAUGCAAGUAGGAGUAACCUCAAAUUGAAAGCACGUGUUGAUGGCACCAGCUUGAGUAGCUGUAAGGCGGUUUAUAAAAGACAGGGUGUUACUCUUAGAGACACUCAGAUUUGCGCUGGAGGCGUAAAAGGUGUUGAUUCAUGCCAAGGUGAUUCAGGUGGACCUCUGGUUGGAGUAGAUUCUUCCGAUCGCGCAAAACCUUACUACUUCCUCGCUGGAAUCGUGUCAUUUGGGCCAACACCAUGUGCCCUAGAGGGUUGGCCUGGAGUCUAUACUCGAGUCGCCAGCUAUGUAGACUGGAUUCAGCGUAAUAUUCGGGCAUGAAAUGCGAAUUCAUAUAUUAUUAUCAAAGAAAACUUCACUCCGUUAUGAAAAUAGUCAUAAAUACUUACUUAUGUAUUGCAUUUUGUAUAAAUAAUAAUAAACCUUUUUAAAUAA